AUGUGGAAGUUUACGGUGGUUAUACUUUCCUGUCUGGUGAUAAACAACGUGCAGCCGCAGGCUGGCACUUCGUGCUAUACCCCGAACAGACAGAUAGGCGUGUGUCAGGUGUUCCAGUACUGCUCAUCCCUGAUACGGCUGUACCAGUACAAUAAGAACCAGGAGACGGUAAACUUCCUGCUCGCGUCCCAGCGCAGCUGUGGCAAUCGGAACUAUAAUGGCAGCCCGGUCCUUUGCUGCAGUGACGGUGUGCAGUACGAUCCCACUACAACUUCAUCUCCUUUUGUAGAGGUAACUACGGCUCCAACGGCGGUGGCUCCACUACGUACGGCCGACUGCGUCGGGCCGGACAACCGCGAAGGAUACUGCAUAAGUAUUCGUAGCUGUCCCGAUGUGCUGAAUGAGUUUGUUCAGCGCCAGAGAGAUCCCCAGUAUGUGCAGUACGUACGGCAAUCGAAUGCGGUCUGCAACUACAUCCAGCCGAACGUAUGCUGUCUGCUGCAGCGAGCAACUCCACCGGCACCACCAACUGCACCGCCGCCACCACCCCCAACAGCACCCCCAGCACCGGUCACCGAGGCACCUCCGCCACCACCACCACCAUCACCGACCCCAAAUGCAGUGGGUCCUGCCCAGCUGCUUACGCCCGAAACUGGAUGCGGAUACAGCACCGUGCAGCACAACCGAGUCGUUGGUGGCGUCCCGGCCGAGCUGCACGGAUGGCCCUGGAUGGCGCUGGUCGGAUACAAGAAUGCUCUCGGCGAGGUGUCGUUCAAGUGUGGCGGUUCGCUCAUCACGAAACGACACGUACUGUCGGCGGCUCACUGCAUCCGUCGCGAUCUAUCAUCGGUCCGGUUGGGUGAGCACGAUACGGCCACCGAUGUAGAAACGAAACACGUCGACGUACCAAUUGUUCGGUACGAAACUCAUCCAUCCUACGACAAGAAGGACGGACACACCGAUUUGGCGGUACUGUACAUGGAGUACGAGGUGCAAUUCAACGAGGCGAUCAAACCGAUCUGCUUGCCGUUGAGUGAUACGAUCCGCAGCAAGAACUUUAUCGGCUACACACCGUUCGUGGCGGGUUGGGGUCGCACACAGGAAGGUGGCAAGUCGGCCAACGUGCUGCAGGAGCUACAGAUUCCGAUCAUCGCGAACGACGAGUGCCGCACGCUGUACGACAAGAUCGGCAAAGUGUUCUCGCAGAAGCAGUUCGACAAUGCGGUCAUGUGUGCCGGUGUGCUCGAGGGCGGCAAGGAUUCGUGCCAGGGCGAUAGCGGUGGUCCGCUGAUGUUGCCGCAGCGUUUCGGUACCGAGUUCUACUACUUCCAGGUCGGCAUCGUGUCGUACGGUAUUGGGUGCGCACGGGCCGAAGUACCCGGUGUGUACACGCGCGUGGCCAGCUUCGUCGAUUGGAUCCAGCAGAAGGUGGCGGAACCGCUGUAG
Anopheles marshallii is the source of this 1446-nucleotide messenger RNA. Its product is annotated as venom serine protease Bi-VSP. The record is from RefSeq and is a predicted model, not a curated record. NCBI's taxonomy places the organism in Eukaryota, Metazoa, Arthropoda, Insecta, Diptera, Culicidae. Gene Ontology annotation, molecular function: serine-type endopeptidase activity. Bases 1 to 1446 code for a protein of 481 amino acids. The transcript has 6 exons. Gene Ontology annotation, biological process: proteolysis.